Messenger RNA from Arachis ipaensis, 1572 nucleotides. RefSeq names its product spliceosomal protein U1A (gene U1A). The record is from RefSeq and is a predicted model, not a curated record. Gene Ontology annotation, molecular function: RNA binding. Lineage: Eukaryota; Viridiplantae; Streptophyta; Magnoliopsida; Fabales; Fabaceae.
CAUCGAAUAAUAAAAGGUAUAAAAUAAUCAAACAAUUUGACCGCUUCGACAUCACAAGUUGCAUAUCAGUAGGCUAUGAGCUUGCAUUCUCUGUGAUACAAAAGUCAAAUUAUAAUUCAUAAUAGUUACGCAUCCCAAGUUGGGUUUCAGUGAGUUCGUAAUUGGACUCAUAUUGGCCCAACAAACCGUAAUAAAAUAAAAUUCCAGUUAGGGAGGCCCAUUAUGACCCAGGGGAAAAAGCCCAGUGGUUUUGUUACUCAGCUUGGUUGUUGUGUUGGCUAUUCAUGGUGGCUUCGAGCACCGUCUCCGGCAGCGGCUCUAGCCUUAGGGUUUUACCAUCUUCGCUCCUCACUUUCUUUUCCAUCGGAAACAAUCGAAAUCGCAGGUGAAACAAAAUGUCUGAACCCAAUGCGAUCGCUGAAAUCCCUCAGAACAUGACCAUCUACAUCAACAACCUUAACGAAAAGAUUAAGCUUGAUGAGUUGAAGAAGUCGUUGCAUGCUGUUUUCUCUCAGUUCGGGAAGAUACUGGAAGUGCUAGCGUUCAAGACUCUGAAGCACAAGGGUCAAGCUUGGGUGGUGUUUGAGGAUGUUAAUUCUGCUUCCAAUGCUCUUAGACAAAUGCAAGGUUUUCCCUUCUACGAUAAGCCAAUGAAAAUACAGUAUGCAAAGACUAAAUCAGAUAUAAUAGCAAAAGCUGAUGGUACCUUUGUCCCGAGAGAAAAACGGAAGAGGCAUGAUGACAAAGGCAAAAAACGGAAGGACCAUGUUGAUCCUGGUUUAGCUGGAAUGGGCGUAAAUCCAGCAUAUGCUGGUGCCUAUGGUGCAGCUCCUGCUGUAUCGUAUCCAGGUGGUGCAAAAUCUAUGGUACCUGAGGCUCCUGCCCCACCAAACAAUAUUCUCUUCAUUCAAAAUCUACCCAAUGAGACAACUCCCAUGAUGCUGCAAAUGCUCUUUCUUCAAUAUCCUGGUUUCAAGGAAGUUAGGAUGGUGGAAGCGAAGCCAGGAAUUGCAUUUGUGGAAUAUGGAGAUGAGAUGCAAUCAACUGUAGCAAUGCAGGCCCUACAAGGUUUCAAGAUAACACCACAUAACCCGAUGUUGAUAACUUAUGCCAAGAAAUAGAUUAGUGGUUUCUUCAACUUGUGGUGUGAAAAUGGCGUCUUAUAUCUUCAAAGUAGAAUUGUUAAUUCAUCUCAUACGUUAUGUAUCUGCAUAAUUGAUGUUUACCCUAGGCAGCCAUGUUUCUUGUAUGAUUGUAGUUAGGGUGAUGACUUCUACAUUGAAAAAAUUUCGUAUUCAAUACAUCCCUUUCUGGUUCAAAUUUAACAGUUACAAAAUUACUUCACCUUGUCGAAGUUUUAUUGGUCUUGUAUUUGUGCCAUCUUAUGAAGGCUCGUCUUUAGUGACCAAGUCAACAACCAUUUGGAUUUUGGUGAUCCUCCCUGAAAGCUUCCUCAAGUUUUAGCAUAAACACUAUAUCAGUGGGAAAAAUAACGAUUUUGAGCAAGGGUACACACAACAUGCUUGCAUAUGCAUUAUAUAUGAAAAUAAAGUUGGUAAAUAGCAUGCUGAU